Molecule: messenger RNA, 327 nt
Organism: Staurois parvus
Lineage: Eukaryota; Metazoa; Chordata; Amphibia; Anura; Ranidae
Source: the annotation of a GenBank genome assembly
CAUAACCAGGGGUGGACUGACAACUCAUGGGGCCCCCGGGCAAUAGGGGAUCAUGGGGCCCCUGUGUCCUUGCCCAAACUCAAAAAAGCCUAUGAAAGAGGUACCAGGGGCAUCUCAUGGGGCCACCUACUGACCCCGGGCCCUCGGACUGUGCCCGAGUUUCCAAAUGGUGAGUCCGCCCCUGGUCAUAACUAAUUACAUGUGCAGCACCAUGGCAGUUGAAGAUCAAGCAGAGGCGAUACCACUAGUGUGUAUGUUAGUUGUUGUCUGUACCCAGAGUACAGCCCAUAAACAAUAGUGCGGAUUUUGCUUUAUUUUAUCUUGCCA